Sesamum indicum (sesame) is the source of this 1448-nucleotide messenger RNA. RefSeq lists its product as uncharacterized. The record is from RefSeq and is a predicted model, not a curated record. NCBI's taxonomy places the organism in Eukaryota, Viridiplantae, Streptophyta, Magnoliopsida, Lamiales, Pedaliaceae.
UUUCUGAAACUGAGAGUAACUGCUCCGCGAUUCUCAUUGUUGAAAUUUAGGUUGCGAAAAAUCCCGUCGAAAAUGGAAUACUCCGGCGCCGGCGUUGACGACGGCUUAGAUGGAUCCUACAAGCCACUCCCACCAAUUUACUUCACUUUCAUGAUCAUUUGGGUUGUGUCCGCCGUUUCUUGGACCUUCAACACUUUCAGAAACCGCCAUUUUCAGCCGAAUAAUUUGCAAUGGAUGCUUGCCUCUGUUCCCUGGAUUAAGACUUUGCAACUUUCUUUAUCUUUCCUCUUCUGGUAUUCAUGCUUUUAUUCAAACGUAUGCUCUUUAUGGAUGUCUUUUGGAGUCUAUAUAAUGGGAGUGCUAUUUCAAACGUUGGCAUUUGUAUCAUUCUUUCUCAUAUCUCAUGGAUAUUGCAUCACCUGCCAUCGCCUGUCGCUGUCCGAGCGAAGAACCAUGGCUUCUCUGGGGUGUGUCUUCUACUUGACUCUUGUUGGCUACAGAGCAUCUAUUCCUUACUUCUCUGUGCUCUUGCUGCUUAACUAUCUCAUUCUAUUCUAUGUGAUAUUCAACCAUGUAUACCAGAAUUUAAUGGUUUUGCGGGAUCAGUUGAGCUUCAUAGAAGACGAGGAUGUCCACGCGAUGCAUGAUGCAGUUUACACAAAGUAUAUCAUGUUCAAGAAAUUUCAAGGUGCAAUGCAUGUUGUGGCUGUGUCGGAACUUGCAAUUUUCAUUAGUAUAGAUAAUUCGUUUGAGAGUUAUUGGAUACGGUUGUUGGUUCGAGAGUGGGCACAGUUCUUCAUCUUCAUGUACAUUGGAUGGAUUUUCAGGUCUCAAGAAUUGGCACCUGGUUUCUCAGUUAUGCCUGCUUUGAGGUCUGAUGGGGAGAGAGUACCUCCUAUAUACAGCAUUGAAAUGGAUGCCCAGACUUUCAAAGAAUUCAGAAGUCGUGAAUGGCACAUUGGGGUGCCAACUUUGCCCCAGAAGGGAGGCUUAAAGGAUUCAAUCCUAGUAGUGAUUCAGCAGCCACGUGCAUGCACUCUGCCGGCCAAGUCUUAACACAGAGGUCAGCCCUGAUCCUGUGGCUACUGUCCAGAUGUGGAUCUUGGUUAUGUGCUGACAUGAGCUCCUGGAAUUUGUUCGGUUGGAGUAAGCUGGAUUACGUUUCUCUAGCAGCAGCAUGCAGAAAUUUUGCUUUCACCAUUUUUGAAUCAUGAUUUACUUUUAUUCAGAGGACGAAAACAUCCUAAGCUCGUUUAUGUAAAUGGAUAAUGAAUUAAUCGAAAUUGUACAUUCUUCAUUUUGGGCACUGGUUCCCCUGCUGCUCAGGUUUUAGACUUCAGGUUUUUGUUCCUUUUUACCCUCCUUUUGUUUCCUUGCCUUACCACUGAAGUCGGCUUUGGGGCUGUGAGAAAAGAGCCUGAAAUGUUUGAAAGCAAGACAAUGGUUCA